GAUUUUUAACUUCACUGCGGCUGCGCGCGGCUCCUCCGUUGUUGCCGUUGGUGACGCGGUUUGUGAAGAGAAAAGAUACCAGCCAGCCCAGCUACAGAGGGAGCGGAGAAAGAGGUCCUGGCCUGGGAGGUGGAAACCUCUCGCAACAGCUUCAUCGCUGAAGCUAAAUAUAUCGAAUGCACUAGCUAGCCACCGUUGUGCGCGGUUCCGGACAUAGAAGGCAGUCGACGCAAUCGUCUGAUCACCCGAUCACCCGUUUCGGUCACUAGACGCUUCCUCUAAACGCGACAGCCAAAUAGCAAAUCGCCAUUAUAUGAACCAGUACACAGCGUCACUUUUGCCCUCCAUGUGGGUGAGGGACCUGUGUGUGUCGGAUUAUGGCGAGAAAAACAGUUAGCAGGAAAAGGAAAGCAGGAGAUCCCAAGGAACAACAACAGGGGGGCUGGGGCAGUGCUGGUGCUGGGCAGAAGAGGGCACGCUUGUCGGCAUGCUCACGGCACGCCCAGGAGUGGCGCUGCCGGCGCUCGGUGGUGUGGGCUCUGCGCGGGCGCGAGUUCCGGCCGCAGCAGCAGCACGAAUGGCACCUCCAGCGCAACCUGCGCGGCUUCGCCGCCUCCCGCCUGCCCGCCAUCCUGAGCGAGCGGGAGUUCUCCCUUGGACGCCUCAACAAGGUGUUUGCCUCCCAGUGGCUCAACCACAGGCAGGUCGUGUGUGGGACCAAGUGUAAUACGUUGUUUGUGGUGGAUGUGCUGACGGGGCAGAUUACGCGCAUCCCCAUGCUGCGGGAUCGUGAGCGGCGUGGGCUGGGCUCCAUGGGGGUGAGGGGCAUCCCAGGCUCCCUGGUGCCGAGCUCGGGCUCCCCGCUGGACAACCAGCAGGGUUGCGGCAUCCACGCCAUCGAGCUGAACCCCUCGGGCACACUGCUGGCCACCGGCGGAGACAACCCCAACAGCCUAGCCAUCUACAGGCUGCCCACACUAGACCCCGUCUGCGUCGGAGAUGAUGGGCAUAAUGACUGGAUUUUUUCCAUUGCUUGGAUCAGUGACCGCAUGGCAGUGUCUGGCUCCCGUGACGGCUCCAUGGGGCUGUGGGAGGUGUCAGAGGAGGUGCUGAGCCAGGCGGAGCGGCGGGAGGACGAGGAGGGCGUUCCCGGCUACACGCACAUCUCCCACCGCGCCCUGAAGGACAUCCCCAAGGAGUACACCAACCCCUACAACUGCAAAGUCCGCGCCCUAGCCUUCAACAAUAGCCAUAAGGAACUUGGUGCUGUAUCACUGGACGGAUACUUCCACCUUUGGAAGGCUGAGGAUAACCUGUGCAAGGAGCUCUCCACAAAGCUGCCUCACUGUAAAGAGAAUGUGUGUCUGGCGUAUGGGCUGGACUGGUCGGUGUACGCGGUGGGCUCUCAGGCCCACGUGUCAUUCCUGGACCCUCGGCAGGCCUCGCAGAACAUCAAAUCAGUCAGCUCAAGGGAACGUGGCAGUGGCAUCCGCUCGGUGAGCUUCUACGAGCACAUUGUGACGGUGGGCACUGGCCAGGGGUCACUGCUCUUCUACGACAUCCGUGCCCAGCGCUUCCUGGAAGACCCCACUUGCCCAGCGGGAUGCCAGGGUGGCUACCGCUCACGACCAGCAGAAAGCAUCCUGAAACUCACCACUGGCAGAGGCUGGCUGAAUCACGACGAGACGUGGAGAAGCUACUUCUCCGACAUCGGCUCCUUCCCCAACGCGGUGUACACCCACUGCUACGACGCCUCUGGCACCAAGCUCUUUGUGGCAGGCGGGCCCCUUUGCUCCGGCCUGCACGGGAACUAUGCCGGCCUGUGGAGUUAGCCUCCUCCAUCCAUCCGCCCCCCCCCUGUACUUUCACGCCAUCGCUCUGUCUCUGCUACACCCCUCUCCUCACCCUCACACAUCCCAUGUGCACACACUUUUUAACUCUCGCCCGCCCCCCUUACUCAACCCUCACACUCAAGAACAUGUGCACGCUUAGCCACAGAUGGUGCUGGCGGUCUUUCUAUCGUUGGCCGUACACUUUGUUUGCCCUCAUGUCACACAGUCCUCAUGGAACACUUUGUAUAUCGAUGUUUUAGCUCAUUGUUGGCCACCAGGAUUGCGCUCUGUGUCCACCUUUGGGUCCAGCCCCCUUUGCUCUCCCAGCAGCAGUAAGAAAUGCUCGGUGUGUGUGUGUGUGUGUGUGUGUGUGUGUGUGUGUGUGUGUGUGUGCACAUGUGUGUGUUGUUUAAGUACUUUGAAUAGAAUGGGUUCCUCUCAGGGAGGCCCCUCUCAUCAACCCCCACUCCCUGGGUGAUUGUGACAGUACAGGAUGAAGGGGAAAGGCCCCAUCGUCAACUGCAUUUGCCAAUGUUUUGUGUUUUUUUUUUUCUUCUUCCUUUCUGUUUUUGUAAUGAACAAAAUUCUAAGAUAUGAAUCAUUUAAAUCACACCCAGGGAUUUGAACACUUUUUUGGGGGUUUUAGUCAUAUUUUUGUAUACAUCAACAACUGUAUAAAGUCCAUUUCAUUCCGAAGAAGUACUCCUUUUUCUCUCCCUUAGUGGUUGUAUCCAGUUACGUGUGAGAUGCGCAAGCAAUCUUCAUUAUAGUGUGUGACUGUGUGUGCAUGUAUGUCUGAGAAGCACCUGUCCACCGGUCUGGAAUUUCAGGCUCUCUUGUGUGAGGGAUGGACUAAAAAGUGGAGAGGGGGGGCGAUGCGGAGACGAGAACUAAAGACACAUGGAUGUCUUGAAGAUGGUGAAGGGGGUAAAAGGAUGGGACAUUGGGACAAAGAGACUCAGAUUGAACAUGGAGAAAAGCCCAGCAAAACUGCCUUUUAAAAUGGACGCGGCUGUGGAACUAGCCAAUCAAAGAAAGUCAUUACAGAGCCAAUCAGAUUGUGGGACUCUCUUUUUUUCUUUCUUUUUUUUCUUUUCCUCCUGUAAUGAUGGAAUGAAACUGACUGUUAAGCUCCUUCCAUGUUCUACGUUGUCUCUUUGCAGAUCAUUUUGCAGAAUGCUUAUUUUUGUUUCAAAUUCUAACCAGGCGGUUUGUGUGAGUCUAACAUUCAUUUAUUAUUAGUAUUACUUUUAUUCCAAAUUAUUAUAUUAUUGUUCUUAUUUAUUUUCUGAGUUCAAUCAUUAUAGUUCACAGGCCUACUGUAGGUGUGUAACAACAUUCUAGAGUUGCAUCUGGCAAUCUUUUCCUACCUUCCCUGGGGAAAGUGGCCAUAUCUUUAUGCAGCUCCGCUGUCCUUUUUCUCUUCCACUGCCUUUGAAAUGGUAGAGCAGUGCAAUGACUCUGUUGCCUUUUGCCGUCUUUCUGUGAAAGACCAAGGCUUUCUUAGGUUUUCUGUAAACAUCCCCACCACACCACGUGAUAAAAGCAUGGACUUUUUGAAAGUUGCCAUGACAAUGUUAGAACAGCUACAAAUGAACAUAAACAGGAGUAUGAUCAUAUAUAUAGAUAUAUAAAUAAUAACCAUCACUUUAAAGAUUUAUUUUAUAUAUAAAUGUGUAUGUAUAAGUAUUUGAGGAAAAAAUGGGGAGU
Molecule: messenger RNA, 3542 nt
Organism: Engraulis encrasicolus (European anchovy)
Lineage: Eukaryota; Metazoa; Chordata; Actinopteri; Clupeiformes; Engraulidae
Gene: dcaf12
Product: DDB1 and CUL4 associated factor 12
Exons: 9
Coding region: 378-1832 (484 amino acids)
Cellular component (GO): Cul4-RING E3 ubiquitin ligase complex
Molecular function (GO): protein binding
Source: RefSeq, a predicted model, not a curated record